Molecule: messenger RNA, 513 nt
Organism: Aspergillus puulaauensis
Lineage: Eukaryota; Fungi; Ascomycota; Eurotiomycetes; Eurotiales; Aspergillaceae
Product: endosulfine family protein
Exons: 3
Coding region: 1-513 (170 amino acids)
Cellular component (GO): cytoplasm
Molecular function (GO): protein phosphatase inhibitor activity
Source: RefSeq, a predicted model, not a curated record
AUGAAUCCUCAUCAGCAGAACAAGAUUGAUACUAGCAAGUUGAGUCCCGAUGAGCAGCGCCUGCUGCGCCUCUAUGGAAAAAUGCCCAACAAGAAAGAUCUACUCCAGAACAAGCUCAAGGAGCGAAAGUAUUUUGAUUCGGGGGAUUAUGCUCUGAGCAAAGCCGGAAAGGCCUCAGAUGUCGGUGUGACCAACAUCGGCUCACAACACCCAGUUCCUGAAAAUAUUCCUCAUCUAACCGCUACAUCGCCCGGUGCGAACAACCCUAUGGCCGCGGGCAAUAACGGUGGCAGCAUUUCCGCUCAGGGUGGGCAGCAUAUUCCUGGCAGUAUUAGCAGCCAUCCUGGGUCUGUUGGCUUCCAGAGUCGGAGCCCCAUUAAGGAAGGUAGCUUCCUUCAACGCGGAAGAAGCGUGGAUGAGUCUGAAAACGCACCUGAAGCAACCGAAAAUAAAGACCAGGAUGAGGCUGUAAGCCCGCCUCCUGCUACCGAGGGCGUCCCCAUUCGACGAUGA